AUGACUUCUAUUGACGCAAUUCUAGCAGCUAAGUAUCCGGCCAAGGCCCAUGCUCGUCGCGUUGCCGAGUCCCUCAAGGCUCAGGGAGGGGCUGGAGCUAUCUAUCUUGAGGCGCAAAAAACUCGAUUGAUCGAGGAUAGCGAUGAGGACAUGCCAUUUAGGCAACGUCGUCCAUUCUUCUAUCUGACUGGAUGUCUGCUGCCCAAUGCCGCAGUUGUAUACGACGUCGUCGCAGAUCAAUUGACUCUGUUCAUUCCACCGAUCGACCCAGAGUCCGUGAUUUGGUCUGGCCUUCCUUUGUCCCCCGAAGAAGCUGCGAAGCUUUACGAUGUAGAUCGCGUUCUGUUCACAUCCGACAUCAACUCGACUUUGGCGUCGAUCGCCUCGGCUCACAACGGGCAAACUACCGCUUUCGCAAUCGCCGAGCAGUUCUCAGAUGGCACGAGCUUCCAGGGCUUUGCUAAAACAAACACUACCAGCCUGAAGACUGCCAUCGAAGAUACACGUGUUGUCAAGGAUGCGUACGAGGUUGCGCUUUUGCGAAAGGCGAAUGAGAUCUCGACCAAAGCACACAUUGCUGCUAUCCAGGCCGCCAAGACCGCAACUAAUGAGCGCGAGAUCGAGGCCGCAAUUAUUGGCACUUGUAUUGCCAAUGGAUGCCGCGAGCAGUCCUACCACCCUAUCGUUGCUGGGGGUGAAGGCGGUGCGACUCUUCACUAUGUCAGAAACGAUGUUGAUCUGGUUGAUCCCGUCACUAAGCAGCGAAAGAACAAUGUACUCAUCGAUGCCGGUGGUGAGUAUCAGACCUACUGCGCAGAUAUCACGCGUGUCAUUCCUCUGAAUGGAAGGUUUGCGCCCGAGACCCGGCAGAUCUACGAAAUUGUUCUCCAGAUGCAAACGGAAUGUAUUGCCAUGUUGAAGGAAGGCGUGAACUGGGAUGAUGUGCACGCGCUGGCACAUCGCAUUGCUAUCCGUGGCCUGCUGAAGCUGGGUAUCCUGCGUGGAUCCGAGGAUGAGUUGUUCGAGAAACGCGUCAGCGUGGCUUUCUUCCCCCACGGCCUUGGGCACUACCUGGGAAUGGACACUCACGAUACUGGUGGUAAUCCCAACUAUAAGGAUGGGGAUAUCAUGUUCCGCUACCUGCGUGUUCGUGCAAAGCUGCCGGCCGGCUCUGUGGUUACCGUUGAGCCUGGUAUCUAUUUCUGUCGCUUCAUCAUCGAUCCUGUACUGAAGGCUCCCGAUACUGGGAAAUACAUCGAUGCCGAGGUCCUGGAACGGUACUGGAGCGUUGGAGGAGUGCGCAUCGAAGACAACAUUCAUAUCACCAAGGAUGGUUCUGAGAACUUGACCACGGCCCCUAAAGCCAUUGAGGAAGUGGAGAGCCUAGCCUUAUGA
Penicillium bovifimosum is the source of this 1395-nucleotide messenger RNA. Its product is annotated as aminopeptidase P family protein. Lineage: Eukaryota; Fungi; Ascomycota; Eurotiomycetes; Eurotiales; Aspergillaceae. The record is from RefSeq and is a predicted model, not a curated record. The coding region runs from base 1 to 1395 and encodes 464 amino acids. Gene Ontology annotation, molecular function: metalloaminopeptidase activity; manganese ion binding. The transcript is spliced from 3 exons.